Phlebotomus argentipes is the source of this 3133-nucleotide messenger RNA. It is a transcript of the gene Rgl, whose product is annotated as ral guanine nucleotide dissociation stimulator-like 1. The record is from RefSeq and is a predicted model, not a curated record. NCBI's taxonomy places the organism in Eukaryota, Metazoa, Arthropoda, Insecta, Diptera, Psychodidae. The transcript has 7 exons. Gene Ontology annotation, cellular component: plasma membrane. Gene Ontology annotation, molecular function: guanyl-nucleotide exchange factor activity. Bases 614 to 2677 code for a protein of 687 amino acids. Gene Ontology annotation, biological process: Ras protein signal transduction; positive regulation of GTPase activity.
AGAGUUCCGAGCACUGUGGAAGGUGAAUUGUGCAGAGAGAAAAUCUCACGGCUUUGUGUGGUGGAUUUUCACUUUGGAACCCAAAUUGGGCCACACUCAGCAACUCGGCUGCAUCCUGGAGUGGAAAAGUGGCGCAGUGCGAUCGGAAAAGUGGCGGAAAUUGAUUUGGGAAGCUUGAGGAAUGCGUGGAUUGUCUGGUGAAUAGGAGAUUUCUCUGUUCAGUGCACUGUGGCAAAGAAGAUCUGCGAUUGUGUGUGUUGGCUGGAGAUUUUUUUUCUUCAAACAUUUCCAUUCGGAUUCUCUCUGUGCGGACGUCAUCAUGAUGAUGGUGUCUGAGGUGAGAGCAGAUUGUGGAGAAUGAAAAAAAGAGAGAGAAUCACAUGAAGUUUUGCUGUGCAAGUGAAGUCAAUGGUUUCGUGGAUUCAGUGAAUAUAUAAAGUGGAAUAAGUCACUUGGAAAGCGCGCGGCGGCUGGGCAGAAAAGGUGUUUUGCUCUGAAGGAGAGUUGGAAAGGCAGCAACAGAAACUUGAGCAGAAAGCGGCCAAUUCAACGCGUCCGGACAACUCUGGAUGGAUGACGGAAUGACGAGGCUCCAUGGAAUCGCCAGCGGAACAUGAGUCGUGAUGCCGAAAGUUUGCCCACGUGGCGGUUAUGGGGUGAGGAGCGCGAGAAGGAUGCCAUUUUCACGGUGUAUCUCAAGAAGGUGCGCUACCAUCGGCCCACGCCCAGCGCGAGCAGCCAAGACUCCGAUGACGAUAUCUCGCACCUGGAGUGGGAAACGGUGCGUGUGCGCUUCAUAAAGGCCGCCACUCUUCCGCGCCUCGUGGAGGCUCUGGCCACUGACGAUGGCGAGCUGGAGAGCACCUUCAUCAAUGUCUUCAUGGCCACUUAUCGCACCUUCGCGCAGCCCGAGAAGGUGCUGGAGUUGUUGCUGGCGCGCUACGAGCGCCUGCACGCUGAGCCGCUGCACUCGGACGCCGUGUCGGCGGAGCACAAGAAGAGCCUCGUAUCGGCGCUGCACGUGUGGUUGGAUGGAUACCCGGAGGACUGGGAGGCCAGCAAUCUGCAGCGCCUGCUCACGUUCACGGCCAAGCGGCUGCCCAACUCGGAGGUGCACAUGAAAGCGGCGCUGCGACUGGACAGGCUGAGUCGUCUGAAGAGCCACCAGCAGAUCCGGUCGUGGUCGUCGCAGGACGGUCUGGACCUCACGGACCAGUUCGGCACGCUGUGCCUCACGCCCGCCUUCCGCGUGCCGCAGCUGCACAUCCUGCACUCGUACAGAUUCCCGCAUGUGCCCGUGAAGCACUUCGCGGAGCAACUCACUCGGAUGGAUAUGGAAUUGUUCAAGCGUCUGGUGCCACACCAGUGCCUCGGAGCGAUUUGGUCACGAAAGGACAAGCAUGAGGCGAACACUGUGUUGGCCACAGUCACUCAAUUCAAUGCUGUAUCGUUUCGUGUCAUCUCGAGUGUUCUAGUCGAACCCAGACUGAAACCGCAGGAGCGCGCUCUGAUCAUCGCCACGUGGAUUGACAUCGCACAGGAGCUGCGGAUUCUCAAGAACUUCUCCUCGCUGAAGGCGAUUGUGUCCGGGCUGCAGUCCAACGCGAUCUACCGUCUGUCCAAGACGUGGGCGGCGCUCGUGCGUGAGAAGCUGGAGUUGUUCAAUGAGCUGGCGCGCAUCUUCUCGGAGGACAACAAUGCGUGCGCCCAGCGUGAGGUGCUGAUGCGCGAGGGCACGGCCAAGUUCGCGGACACGGCGGGCCAGAAUGAUCGGCACCUGCAGAAGGUGUUCCAGAAACAGAACACACACAUCAGCCACGGCACCAUUCCGUACCUCGGCACCUUCCUCACGGACCUCACGAUGAUUCACGCUGCCAUUCCCGACACCAUCGCCGACGGCCUGAUCAACUUCGACAAGCGCCGCAAGGAGUUCGAGGUGCUGGCGCAGAUCAAGCUGCUGCAGGGCGCCGCCAAUGCAUAUCACCUGCCCGAGGACGCGCUCUUCGAUCGCUGGUUUGCCUCGCUGCUGGUGCUCGACGAGAAGGAGGCGCACAAUCUGUCGUGCAUCCUGGAGCCGCCCACGGAGACGAAGAAGGCGUCGCAGGGCCACAAGAAGAGCGAUUCCAUCGCCUCCAACUCAAGCUCAGGAGCAGGAUCCCAGUUCUACUGUGAUUUCAACAACUCCACGCCAAGUUCCCGCAACAACUCCUUGGACAGAGAUGCGACGCCGCCGAACGCGUCGAUAAUGUCGGCCGCCAGCAGCACGUCGUCGCUGUCACUGGAGUCGUCGAGCACGUCGAGUGGGCAGCAGAAGAACCAGUCAAGCCAAACCAAAGCCUCUCACAUAAAUGCGCAGCUGGUGCAGAACUCGCCCAUGAAGAAUCCCUCGCCGGACUUCUACAUCAUCCGCGUGACGUACGAGACGGAGAACGUGGAGCUGGACGGCAUCGUGCUGUACAAGAGUAUUAUGCUGGGCAACAACGAGCGCACGCCGCAAGUCAUCCGCAACGCCAUGAUGAAGCUGACGCUCGAGGGCGACCCGGACAAGUACACGCUGGCGCAGGUGCUGCCGGAUCGUGAGCUCGUGAUGCCCGCCAGCGCGAACGUGUACUACGCCGUGAACACGGCGCACAACCUCAACUUCAUCUUGCGCCCGAAAAAGGACGACAGCGCCUGACUUCCGGCGCUGUCUUAAAGUACUUAAAGCGGACUUUCCUUCGCGCGCGCGCGCGAAAGGAGGAAAUACUCAAAGUGCAAAGUGACAAAUUAAUGACUAAUGCAACAAUGAAGUUAAUAUAUCUUAAGUAGACACACAAGACAGCAUUGCACGCCUCUUAACAGUUGUUAUCUCUUUUUGUAUAGACACUUAUUUAUGACAAAUUUUUUUUUAAUAAUAUACAAUUUGUACUUUUUACUCUCGAGUGGAGAGAGAGAGAGAGAAAAAAAUGCGAAGAAAAGCGCCACGUUUCCUUUGUAGAUAUUUGUAAUGAUAGCGCGCGAAUGAAUCUCGUGGAGAGGAAAGAAAAUAUGAAAAAUGACUUUUAUUCUUCCACUUCAUUUCCGCCAUCAAUAAUGGGCGGAUUGUUACUGGGUCAAACAGUCUCCCUCCGUCUACAAGAUGCUUUCAUCACGU